Molecule: messenger RNA, 4756 nt
Organism: Haliotis rubra (blacklip abalone)
Lineage: Eukaryota; Metazoa; Mollusca; Gastropoda; Lepetellida; Haliotidae
Product: sodium- and chloride-dependent glycine transporter 2-like
Exons: 15
Coding region: 114-2081 (655 amino acids)
Biological process (GO): sodium ion transmembrane transport
Cellular component (GO): membrane
Molecular function (GO): L-proline transmembrane transporter activity
Source: RefSeq, a predicted model, not a curated record
CAAAGCCUUUCAUUGGCCGACGGUGCAAACAUUGACAGAAGAGGUGCAGCGUGCAACAGAACAUUGUGCAUUCUAUUUGUACAGGAUUGCCAGCAUAUCUACGACACAACAACAUGACUGAAGAGGUAGAGGAGCGAGGGACGUGGGGAGGCAGGUUCGAGUUCCUGCUGUCCUGUGUGGGCUACGCUGUGGGGCUGGGCAAUGUCUGGAGGUUCCCCUACCUCUGCUACAAGAAUGGAGGAGCCACCUUUCUUAUCCCCUAUGCCAUCAUGCUGGUCAUUGCUGGUCUGCCGUUAUUCUUCCUGGAGCUGGCCGUCGGUCAGUUCGCCUCCGAGGGGCCGAUCACCGUGUGGAAGGUCAGCCCUGCGUUCCAUGGUAUCGGGUUCGCUAUGGUGACCAUCAGUGGCAUGGUGUCUAUCUACUACAACGUCAUCAUCAUGUACGCCAUCUACUACAUGUUUGUCAGCUUCGUCAGCCUCGACGACACGGUUCCCUGGGCGACGUGUGACGGACCGUGGAUAACCAACUCAUGCAUGGCCACCUAUCCGCCUCUUAAGACAAUGAAUGAAACGGAUAGGAUGUCUAAACUCUACGACCUUCUGUACAACACCUCAUGCAUUGACAAUCUUCUCGGGAACUUCUCUGAAAAGUACAACGACACAUUCGCAGACAAAUCAGAGCUGAACUCCACCAUGGUCAUGACUAAGCUCGCGGACGAUUGCAAAAUAAAGUUCUACUCACCAAGCGCUGAGUACUGGGAGCGCUUUGUCCUCCGUAUUCAAGAAUCUGAUGGCUUAGGAGACCUUGGAGGAAUCAGCCUGAAGUUCGCAGUGUGUCUCUUCCUUGCUUGGGUCCUGAUCUUCGCCUGUCUCAUGAAGGGAGUGAAGUCGUCCGGCAAGGUCGUGUACUUCACCGCCACUUUCCCCUACAUCAUCCUGGUUGUCCUGCUCAUCCGCGGUCUGACUCUAGAAGGAUUCGAGGAGGGCAUACAUUUCUAUAUGACUCCACAGUUUGACAGGCUGAAAGAGGCUAAGGUAUGGGGAGACGCAGCCACCCAGAUCUUCUACUCCCUGGGAGCCGGAUUCGGAGGGCUCUUGACCAUGUCCAGUUUCAACAAGUUUAAGAACAACUGUGAACUGGAUGCUCUUGUCGUAGCCAUCAUCAACUGCUGCACCAGUGUGUUCGCCGGCUUCGCCAUCUUCUCCCUCCUGGGUCACAUGGCAUACACCACCAACCGAGACGUGGAAACCGUGGUCGACCAGGGUCCUGGUCUUGCUUUCAUUGCCUACCCUGAAGGCAUUGCUAAACUUCCUCUGUCACCGCUGUGGGCAUUCCUGUUCUUCUUCAUGUUGCUUACCCUUGGCUUGGACAGUCAGUUUGCCAUGGUUGAGACGUUGGUCAGCGGCAUCAGUGACAUCUUCCCGCGUUUCCUGAGGAAACACAAAAUUGCCUUCACGGCCAUCUGCUGUCUGAUUGGCUUCCUUCUUGGAUUGCCCCAGGUUACAAAGGGUGGUAUCUACAUGCUGACACUGAUGGACUGGUACUGUGGCAGCUACAACCUGAUGCUGGUGGCUCUGGCGGAGAUCAUCUGCCUCAUGUAUGUCUAUGGCUUAGUAAGUUGGUUCUGGCCACAACACGGAGCCAGACGCUCUUACAUGCCGUUCCUGGAGGACAUCGAGAUGAUGAUUGGCCACAAGCCCAACCCCUACUGGAUCAUCAACUGGGCCUUCCUGACUCCUGUCGCUAUCCUUUUCAUCGUGAUAGUGUCGGCGACCCAGUACACCCCCGCCAAUUACGGCGACUACAUCUUUCCCCCAUGGGCUGAGGGGAUUGGCUGGUGCAUGGUUGUCGCCCCUGUUGCUAUGAUCCUCCUCGUCAUGAUCAUUCAGAUCAUAAGACUCGGUCCACGACGAGCGUUCAGUCCAACAAGGAGCUGGGGACCCGCCAGUCCUGAAGAUCGAACAGGGAAAUACGCCAGCCUUGGCCGUGUUAAUGGCGUCAAGAAGGCACCGCCCAGCGUGUACGAGUCCCCUCCCGACUUUGAUGGCAUUGACAACAAGACCUUCGACCAUAGGCUGUAGCUUUACAUAUGCAAGAAUGCACACUUUAAAUAAUUUAAAUCAUUUGUUAGUUAUUCCAAUACAAAAACAAAAUCAGGUUUUAUAGCUACAUGUCGUCGAAGAAACCCAACUAUUUUCAAAGCUCAUAACACUGAAAUUACAAAUCCAUGAAGUCUUCAAAAUGAACUGCUGGUUAAUGUAAAAUGUAUAAAGUAUUUCGUUUCGUCUGGUUUAUUAUAUCAACGUAAUAUUGGCACAUUGAAAAUAUAAGUUCCCACUGGCCUUCCAUCUGAUAAUACAUGAUGUAAACAACAGUUUAAAGAAAGCUUAGUGCAUCUAUUGGAAUGUGUUGAUUAAGAACAAUAAGCUGGCUUGAAAGCAUGAUUACACAACGUCAUUUAGAAAGUGGUCAAAGGUAACAUAUGUUAUAUUUGAGAGUACACUUUCUUAGUAAAGUUCAAAUUCUAGUACUUUUGGGGUUGAGUCCCAUCCGGGAUUCGAACCCACACCCUGAGAGUCAGGCACCUAAUCGCCAAACGGACACAAACGCACAUUUAUGCUUAUAUGUAGUUUCAACACACUUAUGUAAUUAUCUGUGAACCCUUUUACGGUUAUUUGAAACGAUAUGUACAGGUUUUUGAGAUAACUUUCGAUAGAAGGAUUAUUUUGGUCACACGGCUUAAUGUGUGACAAGGUUUGAAAUUCUUCUUAUAAUCGUGCCAAACCGUGAACAAAAUAUCGUCUCUCCCUCCUCACACAUUUGUGUGUCAUUAUUAUUGCAUCAGAGACAUGUGAAGUUUUCCACUCAAUGGUACAACGAAAUGUAGUCACACAUAACCAAAAUGCUCAUUGUAUUAUAUUGUUUAAUGUUCCAUUCCUUUGUUCACGUAUAAUGUCCUAUAUAGAGUUCUACGUUGUCUGUGUUUGGUAAACAGUGCUCGUGGGGUUUCAAUUCAGUGGUAAAGGGCUCACUCAGAACCACCCAAACUGAACUGACACACCAUUUUAUAGCGGCGUUAACUCAAUACCCUCACUCACUCUCAUAAUUAGCAUGAUUUUAACAUAUACCGCCCACGUUAUGUUUCCUUUUUGUGUUUUUCCUUUUUGUGUCGAAAUACGUUUUUCUCCGCGUGUAUCAGGAAAUGUGUCACCAAAAUCAAGCCCUCAAACCAGGAAAUGUGUAAAUUUCUGGGAAUAUUUAGAAAAUGUGUACAUUUACUGAGUGAAUCAGGAAAUGUGCACAUUUCCUAAAUAUUCCAGGAAAAUGUACACAUUUCCUGAUUUGACACGUUUUCUGUAACAUAUAUAUCUUGUACUGACGCAAAAGAACGGAAACUUAAUUGUGCCAUUUUGGUUUUAUCAAUAAAAAGUAUGGAGCUGUUUUCUAGUUGUGUAACUUGUUUGAUUUCUCCUCUCUCGAAUUUUGUUUCUGGUAAUUUCGAUCAGAAGCAAUAUUAUGUAAAGCUAUUUAAAGUAUGUAAAACACCGACCUUUCCAAAUUUUGAUAAUAUUCGUUAUAACAACAAAAUGCUCGAAAUAUUACCAAGGUGGCAUCAGUGGGUUUUCGUAUGUUGGUACUCCUCGCAAGCACGUAUGCAAGCCACAUUUCUAUCAGUUCUCGUUACAUUCUGUCUGACCAACAUAUAACUCACAUUUGCUAUUUCAGUUGUUGUACAGCAGGGAUGAUAUUGAUUCCAUUGUCUUUGUAUGAUAUGAUGUAGAAAUACCUGUUGCGGCAAACACAUGUUACGUUGAGCCAUAAAUACCUGUUGUUGUCAAACGUGUGUAAUACAAUUGGCAGUCUUAAUUCUAUGACAAGUAAAUUCAUUUACGGUUGAUAUGUUAAUUUGCCACAAUGUAUUUUUGGUGGCAGAAAAUUGCUUAAGCGGAAUUAUUUUUAAGCAUUUUGAGGCAACUAAGAAAGUAAGAUACUUUAUGGAUAACAACUUUAGUUGCUGUUUCAUAAAUUAUCUUACUCUCUCAGUACACGUCAUAGUCUAAAAUGCCAAUCAUGCAGAUCAUUUUCAGGAACAUGUUUAAAAAUACUCACUGGCCCCUGAGAAUAUUACAUGGUUGGUCCCAAAUCAUUGCAAUUGUCAAAACAUCUUCUCGAUAAUUGCCAUACAUUUGUCUUGUCGUGAGUGAAUGAUUUGAAUCUUAAGUCAGUGACAAACGUCUUCUUCAUAUGUAUAAUCUUUACAGAACCCUUGAACCCCAUGUUUCGUGACUACCCAUUCAGUUUCAGGAUCCACCUGUAGUUUCGUGUUCCAUCACUGCCCCAAUCAUCCUUCUUUGUGAAUCGUACUUUUGUCUGUGGGUUUUCCCCACAUGCGCAACAACUGACAUACUGUUCUAAAUUCUAAAGCGGUUUAGAAUGCAACACUCCUGCUGUCUUGCACUGCACUGAUUAAGAAGCUCCAAAUGUAUUUGUGUAUUUAGAUGAUUGGUAUCUUGCCUUUAUAUAAUCAUAUUCUUGCUACAAAUGCUCGAUGUCCAAAUGUACUUGUUCAAAUGCUCAAUGUGACGAUGAUGCGCUGUCCACCUUGUGUGAAAUUCAAGGAUGAAGACGCCACAGAACAUUAUGCCGAGCGUCCAAGUUAUUCUUAUCUCAACUUUCUCAUCAUCCAUUUCAUUUUAUGUUUUGCUUUUUGCUUUCAUGAUAUUAAAAAAGGUCAAUUAGAGCUUCCAGAAAAACA